ACAUGUGUUUUCGGUUUUCGAUCGCGAUGCCACUGCUAGGGCUGAUUGUUUGAGGCGAGAAAAAAGGAUUUAUUUCGUGGAAUAACCACUUUAGAUAUAUUUUUGUUAGUUGAAAGACAUAUAAAGGUGCUCAAGUACUCAUGUUUUGGCAGCUGGGUUCUUGAAAACUCGAAUUAUUAAGAAGAGUGAAACUACAAUGAGCUCUGAACAAGAAAAGCUGGUACAGGGUGACCAUGCAGAAAAUGAUUUGACAGAUUCUUCUAAUGAGGAAUCUUUGAAAGAAAUUGAGCAAGAACAUACAGAAUCAUCUACAAAUCGAAUUGUAGACGACUUAGAUAAUGAUAUUGAGAUUUUAGAUGAUGGGCAAGAUGAUGACGAAGAUCUACAUUUGGAGUGGGAUGAUGAUGAGAUUGAAGAUGAUAUCAUAUCAAUUAAUGUACCACCCUUGAUUGAAAAAAGCGAAGAAGAUAGAUAUGUAAAUAAAAUUGAUGACCCUAAAGGGAAAGUUAGUGAAGAAUCAAUCAAUGACAUUGUGACUGUAGAUGGUAUCAAUGAAAAAAAUACAGAAACAACACAAAUGACAGAACCUCUUAGUCCUGAAGAAUCAUUACAAAAUAUACAAUCAGAAAUUAAUAAAAUUUGUGCAGAUAUCAAAGAUAAUAUUGAUCAAAUAGAUAGCAUUGAUGAAGGUGAAUCCAAAAUUGAGUUAAAUGAUUCUGAUGAACUUAACAAAUCAAAAAGUCCCAUUGAAGAUUUAAUUCUUAUAGAUGAUGAUGAUGAUGAAUUAGAAAAUAUUGAUAAUAAAAUGAUUGACAAUAAAAAAUCAAUUGAUGCUGUAGAAAUUGAUGAUGAAGAAUAUAACAUAGGUCUUAAUCAAACAAAGACAGAUGUAACCACAAAAGAUAUUGUUAAAGGUUCCAAAGGACUUACGGACAGUAAAUUAAUUACUACUGAAGAUAACAAUGAUGAAAUUAAAGUACCAUCUUCCAACAAUCAAAUUACGAAAACUACUGAAAAUGUAGAAGACAAAACAACAGAUGAAUUAAUUGAAGCAGUAAAAAAUAUUGAGGCAAUUAUAAAAAAAAAUGAUGAUUUGGUAGUUGAUGAUCUCAUUGAUAAUACAUCAGUUAUUAUUAAAAGUGAAAUUAAUGAAUUCGUGACAGGAACUAUUGACAUUCAAGUUUCAGAAACUGCUAAAGAAAUGUCUAAAGUAAAUACAAACAAGUUAAUUAAUUUUCCAGAAACAGAUAGCGAGCGUGAUAAUUUUGAUCUCAAAAAAACAACUAAAUGUAUAGACGACGAUUCCGAUGUAUCUAUAGAACUUCCAGACAGUAAAUCUAUUAUUAUUAAAAAGGAAGAUGAUAUACCUGUAUCUGAGGUAACUAAACAUAUUGAAGACACUGAUUUUGAAAAACCUGUUACAGAAUUCGAAAGGUCCAAUCAAAUACUUGAUAAAUUAACAGAUGAUAAAACUGUAGGUGAUUUAAAUGAGAUUAUUGUUACUAGUUCACCUAAUCAAUCAAUAGAUACCUCUUCACUUGAAGCGAAUAUAGAUCAUGGUCUGAAUAAACCAGAUAUGAUGCUGGAAAUUCCUACGCAAGAAGUUAUAGAAUUCUUAGAUGAUACUGAUGUAUCCAUGGAUUUUAGCAAAUCAUCGUCAAAUUGUUCUUCAGAGAAAAGAGUCGAUGAAAAUGGCGUUUUGAAUGUGGAUAUUCUUUCUGAUUCUGCCAUUGUAGACCCUAAAUCUGAUGUAGAAAAAGUUGUAUUGGAUACAGCUAAAAAAGAAACAGUUACAGAACAGUCUGAAGCAAUGGAAAUAUCUCACACAGAAAUAAAUCAAACUGAAAUAUCUUCUACUAUUAACAAAGAACUAAUAGACGGAGGAACCAAACCAGAUGAUAAAGAAUGUGAAAAAGCUUACUCAGAUCUAACAGUAGUAGCAAACACUGUUACAUCAAAAAGAACUAAUGAAAAAAAAGGUGAUGAUACACUAAGAACAACCAAUGAUGGAGUACAUUCACCCGUUUUAGAAGAACCUGAUAGUACAGUCCCAAUAAUCAGUGAAUCCAAUGCCACUACAAAAAUUGCUACGAAAGAUAAAAUUUGUACUGUAAACAAAGAAAUUUACAAAUUAGACAAUUUUAAUAAAGACGUAUCUAAAAUCAAAAAAAAUUCAGUGCCCUCAGUCGAUGAAACAAAGCCGCUAACUUCACAAGCUCUUGACGAAGUAGAUAAUUGUUACAAAGACAAAUCUAAAAUCGAAAAGAUUUCAGUGUCUACAUUUGAUGAACCAAUUUCGUCUACUUCACAAACUGUUGUAACUGAAUCCGUUGAUUCUAAAGAUGAACUAGGGUCCACAAUAGAUAAACCCAUACAAUCAACUUCAGAAACUAUUAUUACUAAAGCUAUAGAUUCUAAAGAACUUGUGUCCACAAUAGAUGAACCAAAACCAUCAACUUCACAAGCUGAUGUUACUAAAGCUAUUGAUUCUAAAGAAAUCAAGUCGACAAUAGAUGAACCAAAGCCGUCUACUUCACAAGCUGUUAUUAUUGAAGCUAUUGAUUCUAAAAAACUCGUGUCCACAAUAGAUGAACCGAAACCAUCAACUUCACGUUCUAAGGAAGAACUUGGGUUCACAAUAUACAAAUCAAAACCCUCAACUUCACAAGUUAUUGUUACUGAAGCUUCUAUUGAUUCUAAAGAACUUGUGUCAACAAUAGAUGAACCGAAACCAUCAACUUCUCAAGCUAUCAUUACUGAAGUAGUCGAUUCUAAAGAAGAACUUGAUGAAGCUACAGACAGUCUGGGACUGUUGGCUGAAUCGUCGAGGGUGAUGGAAGAUGAUGAAGACCCUGAUGAUGAAGAAGAGGACGAUGAUGACUUCGACCAGGACCAAGAUGAGAGUAGUAACCAAAUUUCUGCUGAGCAUUCGGAAGAUUCGAACUCAAACGCACAGACCUCCGAGAACGACCAACUCAAAGAACAAGAUGAGAAAGAAUCUCCUCAGGAAGAUAAGGGAGAAUUUAUCUUUGCUAUUAACGAUGUAGUUACACUAUCGCAAGAGAAGGAAGGGGAUAUAGAAGAGAAGGGAGGGGAUAAAGAAGUGAAGGGUGGGGAUAUAGAAGAGAAGGGUGGGGAUAUAGACGAGAAGGAAGGGGAUAUAGAAGAGAAGGGAGGGGAUAUAUUAGAGAAGGACGAUGUAGAUGUUGAUGACGUAGUCUGUGAAGAUGUUGUUGAAGUCACUCCGGAGCAGAUAGGAACAGAAGAUAAUGUAGAAAAUAACGUCAUCGUAGACAACAUUGGGGAAACAGAAACGGUCAUUGAUAAAGCACCAGAAGAAAAAGAAGCGAUGGACAUUGAAACGGUGAAACUCUCGGAUACGUCUGACAAUGAGGUAGAAGCGGACUGCAGUCUUCUGAGAUCCAUGCUACGAGAACAGGCAAAAGAUGAAGAUCCUUUGCCUUCGACUUCCGAGAAAACAAAGAAAGAGCCAUCUGAAAAAACCAAGCCCACAGCGAAGAGAUUGUUCAUAACCAAGACCAGUGAGAGUGUCAUCAACUUUGUUGACUUGGAGGAGAGCUCUUCGGAAGACGAUGUGCAAGAAGUGGAUAAAACGCAACCAGAUUCGGCACCUACAGCGGAGCCAUCCACCUCUACGGAUAUACAGGGUGCUCUAACUGCGGGCAGUGAACCCAAAACUCCGACUAAAGUCAAGCGAACACCCCGAAUAAAUACAAGCGAGAUAUCUAUAAGGACCGUAAGCAGCUCAGAAGCUGCAGCUCAACCUCAAAUUAAGCCCGUUGAAGAGCCAUCUACACCGAAGUUUGGCCUAGAGGUUUUCAAUCUAGAUUCCGACGACGAAGAUACUAAAAGUGCAGACGAAACCCCACCCACCCAACCAUCCGACAAACAAACGACAGACACAGAACGUGCAAAAGAGACAGUCAAAUGCAUCAACCUGUCCUGCUCUUCCGCCGGCAAAUGCGCCUUCUUGCCGGCAGAUGCCGCCACUGUGGCUUACUUUGACGCUGCCAAAAAGAGACGGGCUAUGGUGUGUGAGCAGUGCGCGUAUAUAGUCGUUAAGAGGACAGAGAGUUUAGUGAAUGGCAUCAAAGAUUUUACUCCGCUACUGGACUUGGAUACUACGAAAAAGUGCUUAGAAUUAGUGGAGAUAUCCGACUCGGAGUCGGAGGAAGAAGCUGAAACGGAAAAUGAGGCGAAAGAGAAGAUAGGAGUUCUCGGAGCCAAAAUGCUGGAGCAGCACCUUGCUGACAUGAUCAAUAAGACUUGGAAAAAAUUUAAGAUGGACGUCAGACUAACAGAAGCUCAAGACGCGUUGAACAGCGAAUUGAAAAUGUUAGAAGUUGAGAGUAAAGAGAUCGACACCUUACUCAACGAGUGUCAGAUAGCCACUGACAAACUCAGGAACGAUUUGUACGCAACAUUUGAGCACGAUAGGAAAGAGUUACCCGCCUUCACCAUAUAUGACACGCCUUCGACUAAGUAUAGCACAGUGGAGCCACCUGAAGAAUACAAACCCUCCAGUACGGACGAGAAGUCAGUCAAUAAAGAUUGGACGCGUGAUGAAACUGUAGCUCUAAUAAAAAUGUAUGAACAGCAUAGAGAAUUGUGGGAUACCCUUAUCAAGGAUUAUUACAAUAAUGCCAUCAAACGUGCCACUCUGCGAAAUCUGGCGGUGGAUUUCAAUACCAGCAUAGGUGAAAUUAGAAGGAAACUACAUUCUUUGAGAACCCAUUUUAGGCAUGAGUUACAGAGAACACGCCAGCGACAAAAAGAGGGAGGUUCAAAUAAAAUGCUUAAAAGCAAAUGGGAAUAUUUUGAGUUGUUGAAAUUUACUACGGCCGAACAUAGACCGCCGUCGAUUCUGGAUUCCUUGAGACCAGUUAAAAAAUGGACGCGUGAUGAAACUGUAUCGCUAAUAGAAAAGUAUGAACAGUAUAGAUAUUUGUGGGACACUAAAAGUGAGGACUAUAAUUGCCGUACAAUGAGAGAGGCCGCUUUCGCAAGGCUGGCGGUGGAAUUGAAUACCAGCGAUACGGAAAUUAGUAGAAAAAUACAAUAUUUAAGAGUCAGACAUGGAAAAGAAUUAAGAAAGAUAGAAGAGCAUAAAAGCAAGCAAGGUUCAAAUGAAAUUUAUAAAAGCUCAUGGGAAUUCUUUGACAUGUUAAACUUUAUUACGUUCGAGAUUAAUGCUAAAAGAAAAUUGUCGUCGGCCUCUGAAACUCCAGCCAAACGGCCUGCGAUACCGCUCCCGUACGCGCCUAUAGAAGACGCAAACGCGCAGGACAAGAAUAUCUCUUCGGAAAUUUCGAAGUUGGACGAUGAUAAAGACAUAGCAGUAAUGCAAGUAUCUGCGGAAUCGGCCCCGUCUGAGCUCCCCGCGCCAGGGGAACUCAACAGGUCUCCCUUAAAGGCUGGAAUGAUAGUGUUCGGCAUGAGGAAUAUACUUGGGUCCUGGGCUAGAUGCCGUAUACUUGAAGUGCAGGGCCAAAGUUCGGUUCCUGGUUCCUGUCACACAUUCACGAUAUUCAAAGUGAGGUUCGACGGUAAAGCUAGGAAUCCUGUUAAACUGCUGCCCGGAAGAUGUCUGGCUUACCCUGACCCAGCCGAAGUCAGAUUGACCAUUGGUACUAGGGUUAUAGCCCUGUUCAGGGUCACCAAUGACAGCAAGAGGGAGACCUUUUACUCGGGCAUCGUAGCUGAGGUCCCAAAUCCGGUGAAUAAAUACAGGUACCUGGUAUUCUUCGACGACGGUUACGCGCAGUACGUGCACCACUCUGACACUCGCGUAGUGUGCGAAUGUUCCUCCUUGGUAUGGGAGGAAGUGCAUCCGUUCUCGAGGGAGUUCGUGAGGGAAUACCUGAUGGCUUACCCGGAGAGGCCGAUGGUGCGCUUGCAUGUGGGACAAAGCUUGAAGACUGAAUGGAAAUGUAAAUGGUGGUCAUGUCGAGUGCGUCAAGUGGACGCUUCCCUAGUACAAGUAUACUUCGAAGAAGACAACAGAACGGAAUGGAUAUACAGGGGCUCUACCCGUCUCGCUCCUUUGUAUCUGGAGCUGCAAGCGGCCGAGAGGCAACGGACCAGAGCUAUGCCGAGGACUAAGGCUCAUACGAUCAACAUGCCUUAUGUAGAAUACACGCGGUCGGAUGAGCAAAACAAAUCGGCUGAGCAACAAGCAUCGCCACAACAACAACAGCAGCAACAGCAACAAACCAGUGAGAGGGAGACUCGCCAAAGGGCGGUGGCCAAGAAAUCCACCACCCCCGCCCCCGCGCCGCCUCCACCAGCACCGGUACCCAUACCCGACAACGUCACCAGCAGGGUCGUGUACUACACACCCAAGAACGCGGUGAAACCAUACAAAAUGGUGGCUCACGUUUGCGGACCACAGUGCAAGAGGACCGAUGUGUUAGCCCUGAAAGACUUGAGGACUUACAACCCGUUGGCUAAACCUCUACUCAGCGGAUGGGAGAGGCAAAUAGUCCGUUUCAAAGGCCACAAGGAGGUGAUGUACCGCGCCCCGUGCGGUCGCCGGUUACGCAACAUGCGCGAGCUGCACCGCUACCUGCGCGCCAUACAAUCCGACAUGCCCUGCGAUCUGUUCGAUUUCGACAACAGCACACAUUGUCUGGCCGAGUUCGUGCUCAACACCUGCCUCGUGGGCAAGAAGGACCUCUCACACGGCAAAGAGAACGUGCCCGUGCCGUGCGUGAAUUACUACGACGAAUCUCUACCAGAGUUUUGUUCAUACAACACAGAACGGACCCCCACAGCAGGGGUGCCGUUAAACUUGGACCCCGAGUUCUUGUGCGGCUGCGAUUGUACGGACGACUGUGAGGAUAAAAGUAAAUGCGCUUGCUGGCGGAUGACGCUAGAGGGCGCUCGUACCAUCGGACUCGACGACACGAACGUUGGAUACGUUUACAAACGGUUACCGGAGCCUUUGCCUUCUGGAAUAUACGAAUGCAACUCGAGAUGCAAAUGCAAACACACGUGCCUGAAUCGAGUCGCGCAGCACCCGCUACAGCUCAAACUUCAGGUGUUCAAAACAUUAAACCGUGGAUGGGGUAUUCGCGCCUUAAACGAUGUACCCAAAGGCUCAUUUCUGUGCGUAUACGCAGGAAAUCUGCUGACAGAUGCUACGGCCAAUAUGGAUGGUUUGAACGAAGGCGAUGAAUAUUUAGCCGAGUUGGACUACAUAGAAGUGGUGGAACAAAUGAAGGAGGGUUACGAGGAGGACAUCCCUGAGGCUGAUAAGAAACUCGACAGGAAAAACUCGGCAAAAUCUGACGAGAGCGAAUCGGGAGAGUUAUCUAGCUCGGCAGAAGAGGACUCGGCCCGGGACGACCAGGAAGACGACGAUUUUCAGCCCGGAAUAGGAAUAGGACUGGGCGUUGCCGAGUUCAGCAAACGGUUACGCAAACGCGAGAAGAAGAAGCAAAAGAACGCAGAAGCGAAGCAGAAGGAGAAGGAACCAGCGUCGAAGGCAGAAGACGACUGCAUCACCAUCAGCGAUGAUGAAGAAGUGCGCGAACCGUCACGAUUUAUGGCCCAGCCCGGAAUGGAGUCGAGCGAAUUCAAAUCUAAAUAUAGUUCGGUUCGUUCGUACUUUGGAAAGGACGAGGCUUGCUACAUUAUGGACGCUAAGGUUCAAGGGAACAUUGGACGAUAUCUUAAUCACUCCUGCCAACCAAACGUGUUUGUGCAAAACGUUUUCGUGGACACUCACGACCCACGCUUCCCUUGGGUAGCAUUUUUCGCUUUAUGCCACAUAAAAGCUGGCACCGAACUCACGUGGAACUAUAAUUACGACGUCGGUUCCGUACCUGGCAAGAUUUUAUAUUGCUACUGUGGCGCCCCCAAUUGUAGAGGACGGUUGUUGUAAAAAUUCUAAUGUAAAAAGCGAAAAUAACAUUGUUAAGUGACAAAAAAUUAGGUGCCAAUAUUGUGUUUGCAAAUUUGGAAGUUAAAAAAAAAUAACUUCUUAGCUUUGUGAAAAAGCCGAAAAGGUUAAUAAUUUGUAACUCUUGCUAAUUCUGAAGUUAGACGUUUUAUUUAAUGACCAUAAUUUCAUGUGCAGUCAUUAUACUCGUAUAACUUAUUCUUUUGUUUUCUCAUGUAAGUGAUUUUUUUGUAUUCUCUUUUGAGAAAUAAAUAUCUUAAACCAUAUAACCCAGGCAAUGAAUUAAUUGAGUUGUGAUUUAUGUUAGCAUUUGCCUAUUGCAAAUAAUAAAGCAAGUAAUAUUUGAACUGAAUUAAUGAAAAAUUCAGUUUAAUAUUAUUUCAAUAGGAAUUAUGAAGAUGUUCAUAUGAAGGUUAUUGUCGAUAUACUAAAAAAAGAUAAUUAUGUUAAACUUUAUAUAACCGUUACAAAUAAAAUGUUGGCACGUAAAUUUAUGUCUUCUCAAGUCAGAAUUUCGAAUAUUAUUCUCUGUAAACAGUUAGUUGUAAACAAUUUUUACACAACUUUUUGACAUACCCGAAAAUCAUGUUAAUUCAAAUUCUAUCUGGUAUUUAUCACUUACUAUAGUGUAUGCGAUAGCUUGCAUUUUAUUUUAAUAAAAAGUUGUGUGAAAAUUGUUUAGUAAAUGACUAAAAGUAAGGAAAAAAUCAGAUUUAACUUAUAGAAAGCUGCAGACACGAAGCAAAAAUGUUCCUUCAAACCUUUCCGUUCAUAAUUUACAUCCUAUCAAACUUAGAUUCUUUAGCAAUAUGGUAGUUGACUGGACUUUUUCAUCCAUCAUAUUAUCAUCUCAGCCGUACGAUGCCCACUGAUGAGCAUAGGCCUUCCCAUAAGGAUCUCCACAUGUGGAUACUAUUUAAAAAUAAAAUAUUAAUGAUGUGACUGCCGUUAGUGCCACGAGUGCGAGAGAGAUAGAAAGCUGCUUCUAUCACAUUCCUUGUCAUAGUUGUUUUAAAUACAAAUUGCUGCCCUACUUUAUGAUCGAUUUUAAUACCGUUUUUCUUUAAAAAAGUACACUAAAAAAUAACCAAACAAAAAAACCCUAUUGUAAAAAGACGAGGGUAGUUAACUGGUUAAUGACAAAAGACUGAAAUUUCAAUAUAAUUAUGGAAAGGAAAAAAUAAAUUACGUACUUUUAAUUUGUAUCUUCUAUAGAACAUUCAACAUGAAAUUCAUUUCAAUGCUAUAGCAUCUCAUCUUAGAUUAAAACAAAAAGGGAAGAUACGGUACGCUCAUACUAGCAUCAAAUUAAAUAUGCUCCGACUCAACUACUUAUGCAACGCUCACGCACGCAAAUAUACGUUCGAUCGAGCGAGCGAAACACAACUGCACGCUUCAACGGAGCGCGAGCGAAACGGCGAGUUCGCGUCGCUUGGCAACAGACAGCGUUUUCUUUUCUCUCUACAACGGCUGAGCUGUAUUGUUAUCCUUUUCUUAAUAACAAAUGGGGAUAAAAUGAAUAACAUUCAUGACAAACCGUGAUAUUUGAGUUUAUCUUUGUUCAUAUGUAGUUUUACGAAUGAAGUGUUGCCGUGAAAUUGUUAUUUGAUCUUGAACUAUUUGUGUUCUUUAUAAAAGCAUCAAAGCUGUAUUGAUGAUUGCUGAAUCUGUCAUUAUGUAAUCUUCAUUAUUGCCAAGACUUGACUUAAGUUAUUUGUUUAGAUUAAGUAGCGUACAAUAUUAUAAGAAUAAGUAGUUGUGUGUAAAUAAUUUGUGAAUUUUCAAGAAUACUAAAAAUGUCCCAUUGAU
This is a messenger RNA of Chilo suppressalis (striped riceborer), 9733 nucleotides long. NCBI's taxonomy places the organism in Eukaryota, Metazoa, Arthropoda, Insecta, Lepidoptera, Crambidae. The record is from the annotation of a GenBank genome assembly.